Molecule: messenger RNA, 4972 nt
Organism: Trachemys scripta elegans
Lineage: Eukaryota; Metazoa; Chordata; Testudines; Emydidae
Gene: PFKFB3
Product: 6-phosphofructo-2-kinase/fructose-2,6-biphosphatase 3
Exons: 17
Coding region: 465-2063 (532 amino acids)
Biological process (GO): fructose 2,6-bisphosphate metabolic process; fructose metabolic process
Cellular component (GO): cytosol
Molecular function (GO): 6-phosphofructo-2-kinase activity; ATP binding; fructose-2,6-bisphosphate 2-phosphatase activity
Source: RefSeq, a predicted model, not a curated record
UUGCUGCAGAAAUAGCUGCGGCGAGGUGGGAGUCGGGGCAUUCACACACGAGCGAGGCAGGAGGUGGAGGAAGACUCCCGGGAACCCGUGGCACUAGCAUUCCCCGACCGGCUCCUGCAGAGGGAAGCCCCCGGGGGAAUUCCGCCCGCGGAGCAGCGUUGCAGGGGCGUGAGGCUGACGGGUCGGUGAGAAUCGAGCCCCCUUGUCCCGGGGAACACGUGCAGCUGGUUUUGACUCGGUCGCUGCUGGGCUCCCCUCCCCUCAGGGCAGUGUCCCGGCCUUACUUUGCAAUCACUGCGUGAGCAGAAGCCUUAAGACUAGCGUGUAAAGACAUCAGGUGCUGCCGCGUCCGGGCCCGCUUGUAAAAAGAAAAAAAAAAAAAAAAAAGCCCCAUUUUUAUUCUCUUUCCCGUGCAUCUCUCCACCAAGCCGGACACGGAGCGCAAACCGACCUGGGUUGUAAAAAUGCCCAUGGAGCUGACGCAAAGCCGGAUCCAGAAGAUUUGGCUCCCCCAUGAUAACCACCCUGCGCUGCCCCGCAGAUCCUGCGGGCCGCAGCUUACCAAUUCCCCCACUGUGAUCGUUAUGGUUGGCCUUCCAGCUCGGGGGAAGACUUACAUCUCCAAGAAGCUGACUCGCUACCUCAAUUGGAUUGGUGUCCCAACAAAAGUUUUCAACGUGGGAGAGUAUCGCCGGGAGGCGGUGAAGCAUUACAGCUCCUAUGACUUCUUCCGCCCUGACAAUGAGGAGGGCAUGAAUGUCCGGAAACAAUGUGCCUUAGCUGCCUUGAGAGACGUCAAAUUGUACCUGUCGGCGGAAGGUGGCCAGAUCGCGGUUUUUGAUGCUACCAAUACAACAAGGGAGAGAAGAGGAAUGGUCUUAAACUUUGCCAAAGAAAAUGGGUUCAAGGUGUUCUUCAUUGAAUCUGUUUGCAAUGACCCAUCCGUGGUUGCCACCAAUGUUAUGGAAGUUAAAUUGUCCAGCCCGGAUUAUAGGGACUGCAACUCAACCGAUGCCAUGGAAGACUUUAUGAAGAGAAUCAAUUGUUACCAGGCCAGCUACCAGCCGCUUGACCCAGAUAACUAUGACAGGGACGUGUCUCUGAUCAAAGUGAUCGAUGUUGGCCGGAGGUUCCUGGUGAACAGGGUCCAGGAUCACAUCCAGAGCAGGAUUGUCUAUUACCUAAUGAACAUCCAUGUCCAGCCCCGCACCAUUUAUCUGUGUCGACACGGCGAGAGCGAAUUCAACCUCAAAGGGAAGAUUGGAGGCGACUCUGGUCUCUCCAAUAGGGGCAAGAAGUUUGCCAUUGCAUUGAACAAAUUUGUUGAGGAGCAGAACCUGAAGGACCUCAAAAUCUGGACCAGCCAACUCAAGAGGACAAUCCAAACGGCAGAAGCCCUCAAGCUGCCCUAUGAACAGUGGAAGGCGCUCAACGAAAUCGAUGCCGGUGUAUGCGAAGAGAUGACUUACGAAGAGAUCAAGGAGAAGCACCCGGAGGAGUUUGCUUUACGCGAUCAGGACAAAUACUAUUACCGCUACCCUUCUGGAGAGUCGUACCAAGAUCUGGUGCAGCGCCUGGAGCCAGUCAUCAUGGAGCUGGAGAGGCAGGAGAACGUCCUUGUGAUCUGUCACCAGGCUGCGAUGCGGUGCCUUCUGGCUUAUUUCCUAGACAAGAGCGCGGCUGAAAUGCCCUACCUGAAAUGCCCCCUUCACACGGUGCUGAAGCUGACACCUGUGGCCUAUGGUUGCCGAGUGGAGUCCAUCUGUCUGAACGUCGAAGCGGUGAACACUCACAGAGACCAGACAGAGGAAGCAAAGAAGGGACCUAACCCGCUCAUGAGACGUAAUAGUGUUACCCCUCUAGCAAGCCCAGAGCCCACCAAAAAACCUCGCAUCAACAGCUUUGACGAGCAUGUGGCUUCUUCUUCUGCUGUCCUGCCAGUCUGUAUGCCCCAAGAGGUGCCCACGCAGCUGCCUGGACAACCUUUGCUAGGGAAGGCGUGUCUACGAACUGUGUAUCACUUCCUUAAAGUUUUCUCUUUACUAAUAUUUCCAAGAACAUGAACAGCUCCCAGAAGCAAUCAUGAUUUCUUCAGGGCCGUUGGAAGCCUACAGAUGACGCCGAUUCCAUUUCAUCGUCAUUUCUGAUGUUUGCUUGUAUCGUACUCCUCCAUUCGACUCGAGGUCGACCCUUGGCUGCUUCUACCAUAGCUGUUUGUCUGCCGACUGGACUGUAUUGAGUUGGGGGGAGAGAGAGAGAGAGAAGAGCUCAUCAACCUGGAAAAAGUGGAUUCAACAACCAAUCCAUAGGCCAUCUCUUUUUGUGUCUCCUUGGGUGUUCGAUAUAUCCUAGCAAGCUGUAAAGUGCUUUUAGUGCACUGAGUUGCUGGACUUUAUUUUUGUGUGUAAGCGACAUGACCUUGUAGAGAUGGCUGGUACUGCCCGUCUCCUCCCGUUCGUGUGUAUAUAUGUGGAGGAGACCGGGUGUGCAGAGAAGUCCAAAAGUGGAAGGGUGUCUUUAAUUCCUCCGUGCACUGGGCACUCCUUAUUGGUACCGGCGAUGUCCUGUGACACGCACGCAGCCAGUCUCUUCGCGGCACGUGACCUGACGGCAGAGGCAGUUGGGUGACAGCUUUGGCUGUUCAAGCAGAACUCUACAGCUGCGUUUAACAAAACAACCAUUCUAUAGCUCUGUAAAUAUCAAAGGGAUCUGCCGGGUGUGUACAUCUGCUUCUGAGACAAAUGGAAUCUGCUUUUAGCCUCGACCUGAGAUGCCCUGGCUGAGGGGAGAUGGUUUGAGCUACUUGCUGACUUGACGUGGCAGGAAGGCUUGGAUUGGGGGGAAGCCCCACCUUCCUGUUGUUUGGAUGAGGGUGGGGGAGGGGAGGAGCACAGGCCUAUGUGCUCCAAGAGGCGUUUCCUUGUAAUUAAUCUCCGCACCCUCCACUUCCCAGAGGUUUUUACCCUGCACUUGAGCAGGAUUUACUGUUCUAAAGUAGGUGUCUGUGCUAGGCCAGGUGGGUUUGGCAGACACACAACUCUCUUGGGGAUGCAUGGAGGUCUGACUGUCCGUGAAGAGCAAGUUCUUUUGUGUGUGUGGAAAAAUCCACAUUCAGAGGCAUUUAAACAAUAGUUUCUUUUUAUAAACUGCUUGUUUUUGCACUUUACAUGUGGCAGGGGUGUGACUUCCCCCUUCCCCCCCUCCAAUCCUGCCUCUUACAGAAGAAGCCUAGAUACUUGGAUUCUGUACUGCGUGAGCUGAAAGAUUAAGACUGCAAAGCAGUGGGUAGUUACAGUAUUAGCGGUGGGGAGGGGAAGAGGGUGGGUGUGAGGUACUAAUUUAUGGACUAGUCGUAGGGACUGGCCAACUUCCAGUUGUUCUGUAUGUGAGUCUCUUCUUGACCGUCCGUUCUGUGUUUGAAGUUAAGGGGUUUAAGCCCAAGAAUAACCACUACUGUGUCAUUUGUGCAGAAGUUUGUGUGCGCUUGUGUUAUCCUUGUACAGGAUUUUCUCCCACCCGGCCUCACUCCAGAAGUGGGGAGAGGAGGAGAAGAAUAUUGAAGUAGUGUCUCGUUUUUCCUUGGCCUGCCAAGCCCUAAAUCUUGGCUAGUACCCGUGCUCUCUUUUGACCCCGCCGCAUGGUCUCUCCGGUGCGCAAGCGCUGAGCCAAAAAGCAGAGUGGAGCUCAAGCAAUACAUUAUUGUCUUAACGGUUUAAAGUGCAGCUGAAUCGUAUGCUGAAAGGAUGUACCCUCUACAGUCCAUUAGCAAAGCGGGCGGGGGUCCGGAGCUGUCAGCGUUGUGCUGGGAGUUCUCCACUCUUGUUCGUUUUAUUUCUUCGUAUUCGCUCUUGCUUCAGGUAACGGUUAGCAGGUGAGGUUCCUGCAGAGGGGAGCAGAAAGCUCUGGUGAAAUGUGGUUACUUCUUUGGAAAGGUGAACCGCAGUGCCUAGUGCUUUAGUCUUGCACAGUGAAAAUGCUUUGUACAUUUGUACGUUUUAAAGCAGCACCAGGGAAGGGCCGGUAGCGGCUCUCUCAGCCCAUAUCUGACCAUUGAAGAUAUUUUUCUUGGUGACCUGCCAACGUGAGGUUUGUUUAUAUACCGCUAUUCUUGUAAAGAUGAAGUGGAAGAAUUUUUUUGUUUUUUGAAUAGCUGUGAUAAAUGCAGAGUUCCCUUUUUGCCUGUGUGUUUUAUGUCUGCCAUUUAGUUCCUUCGUUUUAGAGAGACUAAUUUGUAGAGAGUGAGUGACCUAUCUUUUGGACUGCUUCCUGAGGAGUUCAAGUUUCUCCCCCUGCUACGGAAAGAUAACGCAGCAAAUGCAAACAUUUAGGGCCCGUGAUCCAUUUGACACACACCCAAACUUCAAAACAAACUUUAUCUCCCGUUCCGAAAAUAACUUCAUAUUGGUGGGGCCUACAAAAAAUGUGAAUCUGUCCGAAAAGGAGUGUGUUUAGUUGAAAGGGAAAGUGGUGGAAUAUCGCUUCAAACCAAUCCCCCGAGGCAAAGAGGUGGUGGCUUGGAGGAGGAGUUAGGCAAGCAAAGGGGCUUGCUGGGAUUGGUUCUGUCCAUCGUGUUCCCCUGGAAACUUGACACCCAUUCUCCUAUUUCUAUAAACAGCAAAUACUGGGCAUGGACCGUGCCAUUAUAACACAGGGUGGGUGGGCAGAAGGGGCUAACUGAACCACACCAAUGACUUUUUGUUUGUUUGUUUUUGUGAUACUUGAAUUUAUUUUUUUAUAAUUUUAUAGCGAAGUGCUGUUUAUUUAUUUAAUGUAUGCUGCAGAGCUUGGAGAGAAGGGUAGGUCUUUUGGGGUUUAUUUGAUUUUGACUUACGAUAUGUUACUUGUAUUCUGUAUAUAUGUCUGGAAUAAUUGCCUGAGAUGAAAGCUGUGCCAGUUUAAGAACAGGGUAUGCCUUUCAGAAAUUUGUAUAUUUUGCAGCUGCUGGACCAAUAAAAUACCUUGUUGAAAUAGA